This is a messenger RNA of Sparassis crispa, 291 nucleotides long. RefSeq lists its product as hypothetical. The coding region runs from base 1 to 291 and encodes 96 amino acids. NCBI's taxonomy places the organism in Eukaryota, Fungi, Basidiomycota, Agaricomycetes, Polyporales, Sparassidaceae. The record is from RefSeq and is a predicted model, not a curated record. The transcript has a single exon.
AUGGGAGACCCGCAUCCACUCCUCGUUCAUCACCAGAACCAAUUCCUGUUCGACCUCGCCCCCCUCGUUCGCACGUACCUACAGGUCAAUCCCCAUUAUCGCAACCCUCCUUCUCACACGCAUCGACUUCUUCGCGUCGCAGUCAUCCCUAUCGUGAUGGACGUACGCAUGAACAAGGACCACGAACUGGCCGAAGGAUGUGCUACAGAUGUGGAGGUGAUCAUUAUGUCCGGGACUGUCCCCGACGACGAUGAAGACUACAAAUAUUUCUUGUGGGACAAGAAACAUUAG